AACAUGACCAACCAAACUUGGUACUACUACCAACCACCCAAUAUAUAGCCUCAUUUAUUUCAUUUCAAACCCCCAAUCCUCAUCCUUUUAAAACUUUAUACUAAAUAUAUAAAUAUUGCUUCUUCUUGCUCCUCCAAAUUCCCCAAUUCUCUCUUUUCCAAAUUUCUUCAAAAAAUAAUAAUAAUCAGAUUUCUACACAGUGAAUUGAAUUUGGGAUUCUGGGUAUUUCAAGAAAAUGGAUUCUGAAACCGUAAAAGAUUCGUAUAAUCAUGAAGAAGUCAUCGGAAAAUUGACCGGAGAUUUUACAGGGCAAUUGAAGAUGAAAGAACAGAUAAUCGAAGAUAAUUAUGAGGACAACGAGGAGGAAGAGGUUGAAGAUGGUGAAGACGAAAACGAUGAUGAAGAAGAGUUUUCUUUCGCGUGUGGGAUAGACGCGCCGCCGAUAUCGGCGGAUGAGGUAUUUUACAAUGGUCAAAUCCGACCUCUGUUCCCGUUAUUUAAUCAAAAUCUCCUUCUAUGCGAUGAAGAUUUAGAAGCUUUGAAGGAACAAUUACCAAUAAGGCCACCGGUCAAGAAGAUAUUUAUACAAACGGAAGAUAACCCAAUUCCGGCAGCUUCAUCUUCUUCCGAAGAUAUCGCCGGACCCUUUUGUGAAUGGUCGAAAAAUAAAGCAAUUGAAGCUUCACUGGAAAAUCCUGAGGUAUGUAAAAAGAGUAAUUCCACUGGAUUUUCAAAGCUAUGGAGAUUCAAAGUUUUUCUUCACCGGAGUAACAGUGACGGAAGAGACACGUUUGUGUUCUUAAACCCAACAACUCCGGCGGCUAAGGUAGAAGAAAAAGUUAUUCGAAAAAAUGAAACGACGACGUCGUCAGAGUCGGAGAAGAAGAAGAUCUCCGGCGAAGUUAAAGUCAUCGGAAAAGUAACGAAGAAGAAGAAGGAUUUGAAGAAGAGUGAAGGUGUAUUAGCUCAUGAAGCUUAUAUGAAGAGUAAAGCUAAAGCUGAAGAUCGCCGGCGAUCGUAUCUUCCUUACCGGCCGGAGCUCGUCGGAUUUUUCACAAAUGUGAACGGUGGAUUAACGAGGAAUGUGCACCCAUUCUAAGUCAAAAUCAUUUUUAGUUUUUUUUUCUUUAAUUAUUUUUAUUAUUAUAGUAGUGUAAUUUGUUUUAAAAAAAUUAUGUAGUUAAUAAUUAGAUUUGUUUUGAUUAGUUAGAUCAUGGCCUAAGGGAUUAUGAGGUAUAAGUUGGCCUUUUUUUAUCCCCUUAUUGAGCUUUGUAAAUCUUUGAUUCACCAUGUUGGAUUUACUAUUACACUACUUUUACCAA
Solanum dulcamara is the source of this 1322-nucleotide messenger RNA. RefSeq lists its product as uncharacterized. The transcript has a single exon. The record is from RefSeq and is a predicted model, not a curated record. Bases 236 to 1099 code for a protein of 287 amino acids. Lineage: Eukaryota; Viridiplantae; Streptophyta; Magnoliopsida; Solanales; Solanaceae.